Messenger RNA from Chiloscyllium plagiosum (whitespotted bambooshark), 1881 nucleotides. NCBI's taxonomy places the organism in Eukaryota, Metazoa, Chordata, Chondrichthyes, Orectolobiformes, Hemiscylliidae. The record is from RefSeq and is a predicted model, not a curated record.
GUUCUAGUUAGGUUUCCAGAUGCCAAGUAUGAAAUUGGUGCUCCAAGUGCCAGGGUUUGCCACUUUAAAAAUAGACACAGAAAACUAUUUGAAGCAAAUUACUACAUUGGCACAAGAGAAAACAUCACUGAGGCAAUAUGAAAAACAAGAGAAUGCAGCACAGUUUGGUGAUUCUGAGAGUUUCAAAGAAAUAAAUGAACUUCAAUCAGAUCUGUUGCAUUUCAAUAAUUUGCCAAAUAUUGUCACUUCAAAGGAACAAGAACAAUGCAAUGAACAGCAUGAAUACCAGAUUAUUAUGAAUACUGCACCGAGUACUGAACAAACACAGUCUCAGAGACAUGGAAUAGUUAUUCAGAGAUCAAUACGAACUUUGAAACCAUUCAAACUUGUAAGACAGCAGUCACAGACAGAAGCAGGUAGCUGAAGAUAAUGUUCCAAUGGAAUUCUGUGCAAACCAGGAGAAGUCUCUGUCAAAAAUUGCUGCAUCAACUUCAAAAGAUGUUUCUAUAAGAGAUGAAUCAAGUGGAAUCCAACAACUGAAAAAGUUUCAGAUGUCAUUAACAACUAAGAACCCAGGACAACCUCAAUAUUGCCCAUUUGUUUCCAAUGACCAGGAAGAUGGUGUACAGUGGUUAGAGAAUAAUCACACUAUUUCAGUGAAUUCAGAUGAUGUAACAGUGAGGAAAAUAGAUGCAAGUCCAUCCAAUGCAUGUGUUUUCACUGAUUCACUUUAUAAAUCUCAGGCACUGAUUGGACUAAAAUCUAUGAAUAGCGACCUCGAAAAGACCAUUAAUGACACACCUGUUUUUCCACGAACACCUGAACAGGUUGAGCUAGGACAAAAGGAAUUUGGAAUGAAUUCUAACUUAUCCAUUGGGAAAACAGCAUCAAAGUCACCUGGGUUUUGUUUCUUGAAUACUUCCACGCCCAAAUCCACUGAAUUUAAUUUAUUUGGAAAAACAGCAUUCGACUUAAGCAACACCCCAGAGCAGAUGACUGACAAUCAAAUGUCUGCUAAUCAGUUUGAGUUUUCAAGUUUGUUCUUCAAGAAAACGCCUGAAAAGGGUAAUUCAGCUAACAUAACAAGCAAUCUUCUGUCAUCACAAAAAGAUAUUGGUAUGGACAGUCCAUCAAAUGGUCAGCCAUUCACAUUUUCCUUCCAAUCUGAUAUGUCUUCAAAUAAUUUUGGAAACAGCAAAGAUGAAUUCAGUUUUGGUUUCUCAUUUGGACAGGAUCAGAAAUCAUCUCAACCAGGUCUUUUCAAAUUCUUUUAAGUGCAGAUGUCCUUUGUCUUUUGAAUCCAAUUAGCAAUAACAAAUGGAAGAUCAAAAAUAUUUAUUUUCUUGAUUUGGAGACUGAAUUAUAAUAUUUUUCUGGUUAGUCUGAAUAAAAUAAUAGUAAUGUGAUUUUAUAUUAGUUUUUCAUUUUAAAAAUGGGUUGCAAAUGCAAAGGUUAUUUCAACAGUCAAUGUUGUAUCACCUGAAAUACCUCUUAAUGUUAGAUCAGAAAUGUGUGGCUACUGAACUGAAGAUCCCGAACAUAAGUUAACUAGUAGACAUUUAGAGUUGUCUCAGUUUAAAGUAUUGUUAUUUCACCAGUUGUAUUUAAUGCAUAUCCAGCUGGCAUAAACUGUUCUGUUAUUUUACAUAAAUAUAAAAAAAGCUAUUGUACAGCAAAAUUACUUGUUUUUUUUUCCAGUUUAAUACUAGUCUGUGGAAGUGCAAUACAGCUGACAUUUCUGCUAAUUGUUAGCUUAAAGGCAGAAUUGACUGAUAAUGUAGAAACUCUGUAAGCACAUUUUUUUCAGUUAUUGCGUAAGUGUAUUAAAUUAUAUGAUGCUGUUGCUUGAUAUGAUCUUGAAGCCACUUGGUAUUCUAAAAU